UUAAAGGCACCAGUGACCUUUUCACCGGAAGCAGUCAGUGUAAACAGUGCGCACAUUUGGAGGUGAGAGCGAUAUUUUUCUACCCAGCAGAGAAAAUGUCUAAAAACACGAAAAUAAUGUUGGUGUUUGGAGGGUUUGUGACGGCCGUUGCUGCUGCGUUUUACCCCAUAUUUUUUUACCCCCUCACACACAAAGACGAGUACAGAGAAGUCCAAAAGGUGAACCGGGCAGGGAUCAACCAGGCAGAUGUGCAGCCUGCGGGUAUGAAGAUAUGGUCUGAUCCAUUCAAGGCUGCAAGCAAAUGAUGACCACAGUGACCCCUUCACUGAGACGCUGCUGCAGACUCUGAGUACAGAGUGUCUUUUUGAUAUGUGCUUGGUGUGUGUGUGUGUGUGUGAGUGAAUGACUGUUGAGUGUUAAGUUACCUGUUAAAUAAACUAUAAUCGACUACUUAAGAA
Haplochromis burtoni (Burton's mouthbrooder) is the source of this 458-nucleotide messenger RNA. RefSeq names its product small integral membrane protein 20 (gene smim20). Bases 96 to 305 code for a protein of 69 amino acids. The transcript has 3 exons. Gene Ontology annotation, cellular component: mitochondrial inner membrane. NCBI's taxonomy places the organism in Eukaryota, Metazoa, Chordata, Actinopteri, Cichliformes, Cichlidae. Gene Ontology annotation, biological process: mitochondrial respiratory chain complex IV assembly. The record is from RefSeq and is a predicted model, not a curated record.